Drosophila virilis is the source of this 2020-nucleotide messenger RNA. Its product is annotated as transcription factor SPT20 homolog. NCBI's taxonomy places the organism in Eukaryota, Metazoa, Arthropoda, Insecta, Diptera, Drosophilidae. The record is from RefSeq and is a predicted model, not a curated record.
AAUACACGGACUGAUAGACUGGCCGAUUGAUAGAAUAUCUGAAUGAUUGGUGUUCAACGUACAGCUCUAAUCCUUAAAGCUACGACAGCUUAAAGCAAGCCCAGCUGCUAUCUGUAUAUAUAUAAGGUCAUCUCCUAGUCGGGCAGCCUCGAUUGGAGUAGAAUUGCCUUGUUAAACUUGUCAAAAAUGACGCCUGUUGAGGACGAUGAACCGCUUGUGUCUCUGAAAAUGAGAAAUGUGUCAAAGUCACAGGCUAGGCGCUAAUAUAUAUCAUUUCGCCGUUCUGAUCGCAACUAUCCUGCAAGUCGUCCACCCCGAAGAGCUACAUCCGCCAUUUCAGGCACAGUCUCAAUCGCAGCCAACGCAAGCUUUUCCAUUUGCAGUACAACAACUGCACCGAUUGCCGCCCGCUUAUCUAAAAGGACUGCUCACCCUCAAGGGCAGGCUGCUGGCCAACAACGUCCAGUUAAGGCCCGCCUACAAUCCCAACAGCCUCAAUAAUCCCAACAACCUGAACAGCCUUCAGUGGCGUUCACAGCAGUCGAACGUGGAGCAGAACAACCUGCAGCUGAAGCCUCCUCUUGGCCCGAACAGCCCACAGUUGGGCUCGCAGCUGUCGAACGUGCAACAUAGUUUUCGUGAGGCGAUCUCUGAUCUUAAUUUGGGGCUCGACAUGCAGCGGGAGGAGGCGGCCAAGGAGCGUGCCGAGGCCAAGGAUCGACUGCACGAGCAGCUGAACCAGCUGGAAGCGGAUCUGCAAAAACAAGAUAAUCAGCUGCACCAGCGGGAGCUGCUACUGGCUGCGCAUGUGUCCUCAGAACAGCCUCAGCAGCAGGAGCAAAUGCAUGAGCAAUUGCCAUACGAGCAGCUCGAGGUGCAGUCGCCGAGCAGCCAGCCCCUGCAGUCGCAAAUUCAGCCACAGUCCAUGGGACUGCAGCCGACAGUGCAGUCGCAGGCGCAACAAGAGCUGUCCGUGCGGGAUUCGCCUCAAACGGACGGCGGAUCAAGUAACGAUGCCAAGAUGCAGCUGCUGCAGCAGCUAGCUGACGUUUUUGGGCAGGAGCAGCAGCAACAAGAGCAGCAGCAACAAGAGCAGCUUAGGCAACAGCAGCAUCAGCAGCAGCAGCCGCAGCAGCGGCAACUGCCGCAGCAGCAACUGCCACAAACGCAACAACAACGAGUGCGCUUAAACGCGACGCCGACUGAUCCAAAAGAGGAGGACGACGACGACGACAACGACAACGACGAGGAAGACACAACGGAUGCGGAUGAGGAGGAAGAAUGUGACAGCACAUUGCCGGCCACCACGGCGACCACAAGAAAGCCCACCACAAAGCCGCCCGAGCAUGAGGAGCCCGUGACAAUGAGUGUGGGAGUUGAUACAACUAAGGCUCAAACAAAGUCCGAACUGAAGCUCACGCUCGUGCCAAAGCCCGAAUCGAAGCCCACAGCCCAGCCAACAAGUAGCACAGCUGCAAUAAAGAUCCAAACGCAGACACCGCGAACGACCACCGCCAUGACGCAGCCUAGUUCCACAAUAACCACCAGGAAGACCAAUAGCAAGAAGCUCAACUGCUGCACCAAGCCUCAAUCCAAAGUUGUCAAAGCGUUAAAGCUGCUAAGUCUCAAGAAGGAGCAGCGGCAGCCACAGCAGCGGGUCCAUCGACGUGCCAAGAGCGGCAUCAAGCCCGAUCUGCGGAUCGAAGCAAUUGCCACAUUGCUGCAGUAUCGCAAUAGCCACAGCGAACUAGCUCAUACCGAGCAUAAGGAAUCGGUUCGGGUGAAGGAGCCACAAGUCCAACAGACACGCCCAGGGAAGAAAAAAAGAAAACAAAUGAAAAGGCGUAAGAUGAUGUCACGCCAACAACGCGGCAUCGUCAGUAGAAAGCAACUGCUGCAGGCUGAGACCAAAAUAUGGCCCAUUAAGAUAUCCACCUGAGACUUGUAUAAUGGGCAUUUUUAUUUACGAUAAAUAUAUUUUAUAUUAUACAAUUUAUGCAACAAAAGCAGAUUAGAAUUU